Wallemia ichthyophaga EXF-994 is the source of this 363-nucleotide messenger RNA. RefSeq lists its product as uncharacterized. The transcript has a single exon. The coding region runs from base 1 to 363 and encodes 120 amino acids. The record is from RefSeq and is a predicted model, not a curated record. Lineage: Eukaryota; Fungi; Basidiomycota; Wallemiomycetes; Wallemiales; Wallemiaceae.
AUGAAUCACAAAGAAAAUGACGUUGAAUACGAAGAGAACGAGUUGAACUCGAUACAAUUCAACAAUCCUCUCAAUAUUAGCUCUGAAAAUGAUCAUUCGUAUCUCCUCAGCAGCGAUAGCGCCGACCUCGAUGAUAAACUCAAUCAAAAGUUAAUUAAGAGCACACAAACUCCAACAAAUAAUGAUAAAGGUAAAGCCCUUGUCAGUAAUGAACGAUCACGCACAAACGAUUUCAAUCUUUUUUCACAAGAAAGCUGCAAUAGCGAGCAACAAGAUAAUCAUUUCAACACAAUUGCAUCCACCGCUUUAACCAAACAACUUUCCGCUGAUUCAACCAACUCUUCAACCUUUGAUUUGAGUUAG